This is a messenger RNA of Setaria italica (foxtail millet), 725 nucleotides long. RefSeq names its product 40S ribosomal protein S19. Gene Ontology annotation, biological process: ribosomal small subunit assembly; translation. The transcript is spliced from 4 exons. The coding region runs from base 80 to 517 and encodes 145 amino acids. The record is from RefSeq and is a predicted model, not a curated record. Lineage: Eukaryota; Viridiplantae; Streptophyta; Magnoliopsida; Poales; Poaceae. Gene Ontology annotation, molecular function: structural constituent of ribosome; RNA binding. Gene Ontology annotation, cellular component: cytosolic small ribosomal subunit; ribosome.
GAGCAGCCGCCAGCAGCCGCCCACCCCAUCACCCCCCUGUCUCUCUCUCUCUACGUCCCUCUGCUGCGGCGGCGGCAGGAUGGCGGCUUCGACGGCGAGGACGGUGAAGGAUGUCAACCCGCACGAGUUCGUCAUGGCCUACUCCGCCCACCUCAAGCGCUCGGGCAAGAUGGAGCUUCCUGAGUGGGUUGACAUUGUGAAGACUGCGAGGUUCAAGGAGCUCCCUCCUUAUGACCCUGACUGGUACUACACCAGGGCUGCCUCCAUUGCAAGGAAGAUCUACCUGAGGCAAGGCAUUGGUGUGGGUGGCUUCCAGAAGAUCUACGGUGGCCGCCAGAGGAAUGGCUCCCGUCCACCACACUUCUGCAAGAGCAGUGGUGCCAUUUCACGCAACAUCCUGCAGCAAUUGCAGAAGAUGGGCAUCAUUGAUGUUGAUCCCAAGGGUGGACGGCUGAUUACUUCCCAGGGAAGGCGUGAUCUGGACCAAGUGGCUGGAAGGGUUGCUGUUGAAGCUUGAGCAGUCUCAUCUUCUGUUUGAGUUAUGUCUUGUUUGAUGGUUGAGAUGGCCGCUUUGAAUUAGGUCUUGUGCUGCCUAUUUUUGUUCAGAGAAUUUAAAGUUUAAUGCAUAGCUAUGGAGCAGCACUAUAUCUUCGCUGAAUAUCUAAUGCAAUAUCAGAACUCCCGGAACCAAAGAAAUUUGUUUGUGAAAUGUUUGAGCUGAGAUC